AUGAUUCUUUCAUUUUUUUAUUGGAACAGAAUGGAGUAAAAUAAGAAAAAAAAUGCUUCUCAAGAAAAAAGAGUUAUUCCUUCAAUUAGUAGUUCCUCUAUGAUCUAAUAGUAUGAACCUAGAACUCAAAUAAGGAGAUAGAUAAUUGAAGAAGAAUAAGAAAGAUAAUAAAGAAAGCGAUAAACAGAUAGGUUUCAACCUAAAGCAACAUCUGAAGAUGAUGAUUUGCAAUAUAAUUAUCUCUAAAUUGGAAAAUAAACAAAAAAAAGAUAGAAAAGCUAAACUUAAAAAUGGUAGAAAUAUGAUUAUAGAAAACAUUAAAGAAAUAGAUCAGAACAGAGAUUUACAAUAACUAAUUAAAUAUAAGGAAUUAAUAAUGAAAAGUAUAAUGAAUUUGAUGAUCUUGAUUAAAUUUCAGAUGAUAAAGCUGAUUUAUGUAUAAGAAAUCUUCCAUUAAAUAGAUUAAUGAAAAAAAUGACAAUAUGA
Paramecium pentaurelia is the source of this 486-nucleotide messenger RNA. The record is from the annotation of a GenBank genome assembly. Lineage: Eukaryota; Ciliophora; Oligohymenophorea; Peniculida; Parameciidae.